AGCGAAAUUGGAAGUCGAAGCACUUCUUUUCCUGAGUCUGUACGUGUAUUUUCUCUUUCCGUUUCCACCACACAACACAGACAAGGCAGAUACAGCGGUAUCCUCUCCAACCGGCAAGUCAACGUCCAACAAACGAGCAACAUGCCCCCCCCCCCCUCCACUGCCUUCGCAUGACGGCGGCGGUAGCAUGUCCAUGGGAGCACACCGGUCGCCAGUGUCACUUGCUGGUGACGAAUUCACCCGAAUAGAAGGUUCAGCAGACCCGUGCGGCGGUCCCGUGCCGGCAUUAGAAGGCAAUCCGACGGCGUCAUUGAUGAUGUUGUCAAGGCGAAGACGUAAAUCUGGUGCGCCGACCUCUGCUCAAAAUAAACGGUACGGCAGGUCUAAGACUUACAACAACAAACCGUGGGCUCUUGACUGGGUAGGCGGUUUGCAUAAACCGGGGUGUGGGGCUGUUAUCUUCUUGAGCGAUGACAAUGGCGCCACUUGGUACUGUUGUGGGGAUGUGGAGAAAUCCGAGGCAGGCAGGAAGACCUACGAAGGGAGGACGUUCAGGACCUUCUUCCUCACGUCCGUCCUCGACAGCGCUGGGACGGACUGGGUCAAGGAAGACAAGAAGGUCUCCCUUGACCUGCGUCUCUUCCAAGGAUACGGCGUCAAGGCUUUCUCCAUGAAAGCAUUUGACGUGUGUGGGGACGGAACUGAAUUCCGAAUGCUUUCUCCGGAAGAAUUUCUCAGCAAAACAAACGCCAACCGCGUCACUGGCUGCCUUCUUGUUGUCGACAGUUCUUUUCGGAUGAGCAAACCUUUGGUCCAAUUCAACAGUCCGAUGGACUGGCUGCCAGGUGUGGUUAAGCGGUACAGGGAAGACUUCUCGAAGCUGCCGCCUGAUCAGCAAACAGACUGUGUUUUUUUGCCCUUCGAGGCGGGUUCCAAGAGCAGGCGACAAACGCCGCCCGUGACGACAAGGAAGACAAAGCAGUUGCCGGGUGGGCCGUCGGGCGCGAAUCUUCCCUCACCCUCCGUGAGGGGAGGUCGUGAUUUGGCUCAAGGUUCAAGCGAGGCAACGGAGUUUGAUGACAGGCUUCUGCACCAGCGCAAUGUGGGCCGUGAGAAUUCCCAGGGCAGUGCAAUUGCCCUGGACGAGGACAACGACGCGGACGAGGAAGGAGGAAGUGCCGGGCCGCAUGACGACGGCGGUAAUGAAGCAGAUGUGGAAGUUGGGGAUGACAACAUGGAGGACUGGGGUGGGCUUGCUGACGAGGACGUCGACACGCCAAUGCAUGGACAUGACAUCUCCCCCGCCGGCGCUGUGGGAGCCGCUAUUGGUCAGGCCUCGACGUCCCGUGGAAUUUCGCUAUCGCAAAGCAGGAGUAAGGGUGGGCACGACUCACAUGCAAUGCAAGGACCGAAGGCGAGGAAAAGGACAAGGGAGACUUCUCCGUCUGCUUCUACUCACUAGAGGCAAGCCAGGACUGACGCUGUUAAUGAGGCUCAUGGAGCUUUGAAAGCGUCCCAGGAGGCGCGGCCUCCUCGGAAGAACAGCCAAGGGGGGCGAUCUGGGGGUCAAGGCGGUGGCCGUGGGGGCGGUGGCCGUGGAGGGGCGCGGAAAGGCUCCCAGAGGGUGAGACCACAAGAGUUGCGGGACUCGGGGGAUGAGGGCGAGGGAGUGGAUCCUCGCAUUCCCGAAGAUGCUGAUGAGUCGGUUCAGCGCGUCGCGCCCAUCGACACUACGCGUUGUUUCUUCCUCGAAUACGACGACCAAGGCUUUGCUACGCAAGACGUUCAUGCUCUUCACGUGGACGUCAUGAGAAUCAAACGCAUUCCCCGCG
Messenger RNA from Chara braunii, 1832 nucleotides. The record is from the annotation of a GenBank genome assembly. NCBI's taxonomy places the organism in Eukaryota, Viridiplantae, Streptophyta, Charophyceae, Charales, Characeae.